Molecule: messenger RNA, 1750 nt
Organism: Trichosurus vulpecula (common brushtail)
Lineage: Eukaryota; Metazoa; Chordata; Mammalia; Diprotodontia; Phalangeridae
Product: alpha-1-antichymotrypsin-like
Exons: 6
Coding region: 89-1438 (449 amino acids)
Biological process (GO): negative regulation of endopeptidase activity
Molecular function (GO): serine-type endopeptidase inhibitor activity
Source: RefSeq, a predicted model, not a curated record
CUCUUUCUAGUGGCAAAUAAGAGCGAAGGUGGACAGUGAGAGAAGCAAGCAGACAGUUUACUUUGGGAGUGAGUGUCCUAGGUCUAUAAUGAAGCACCUGAGUGGCCUCAAGCGAGUCCUGACCUUCCUGAGCACCAGUUUCCUCCUUAUCUGUAACACAAGAAGAUCAGAGGCUGGAAGAAUGCAGCCUGCCUAUAUUCUGGGGCUGCUUGUGGCUGUAUUCUGUACCACUGGGCUGUGUUACCCCAACCCAAAGGAAGCUCAGACUCAUGACCAGAUCCUGGAGGAGCAACCUGGCAGGAUAAAUCCGGAAUUUCCUACACUAUCUGCUAUCAAUACUGAUUUUGCAAUUCAUCUAUACAAGAAGCUUGUUUCAGAAAACCUCGAGAAGAAUGUCCUUUUCUCUCCCCUAAGUGUAUCCAUUGCCUUUGCUCUCCUGUCUCUGGGGGCCAGAGGAAACACCCAGACUCAGAUCCUAGAGGGCCUGAGAUUCAAUCUGACAGAGACCCCAGAGGCUGAAAUCCACAGAGGCUUUCAGCAGCUCGUACGCUCCCUCAGUCUCCUAAACGACACGUUCCAACUAAACACAGGCAAUGCCUUGUUUGUUGACAAAAGUUUGGAAUUGCUAGAGAAGUUCCAGGAAGACAGCAAGGUUUUAUAUUCAGCAGAAGUUUUCCCUGCUCACUUCCAGGACCCUGAUUUGGCAACACAGCAGAUCAAUGAUUAUGUAAAGAAUCAAACCCACGGGAAAAUCGAAGAAUUGUUCAAAAGACUCGGUGAAAACACAAUAAUGGUUCUUGUGAAUCACAUCUUAUUUAAAGCUAAGUGGCAAACACCUUUUGAUGCACGUGAUACUUCAGAGGAUAAGUUUUUUGUGAGUGAAGACAAGAUUGUUCAAGUUCCCAUGAUGCAGCAGAAUACACUUCACACCCGUGUUUUCCGAGACGAGGAGCUUUUCUGCACGGUUGUAGAGCUGAAGUAUGUGGGCAAUGCUGCAGCCCUUCUCAUUCUUCCUGAUGAAAAGAAAAUGAAGAGUGUUGAAGAUGCUCUCAGCCCAGAAGUACUGAAAAAGUGGAAAAAUUCACUCCAAGAAAGAGAGAUCGAUCUCUUCUUGCCAAAAUUUUCCAUCUCUAGUAACUAUGAACUAGAGAAGAUACUUCCCACAAUCGGUAUCGAGGAACUCUUUACCAGUCAAGCUAAUCUUUCUGGAAUAACUGGGCAAAACGGUAUCAAAGUUUCCCAGGUGGUCCACAAGGCUGCGCUAGAUGUAGAUGAGGCUGGCACAGAAGCUGCGGCAGCCACAGGCGUCGAGUUUAUCCUUACAUCAAGUCAGUUUUCACCUCCAGUGGUUAGGUUUAAUAGGCCAUUCCUAGUCAUUUUGUUAAAUGAAGAAACCAUGCUUUUUCUGGGGAAAGUCAACAACCCCCAAAAUGCAUAGCUCUCUUGAAGAAGAAGAAGAAAGACUGACAGGUCAGGAACUAAAAGACUUGGAAGUAAAGGGAACAAGAUCUACUGCCAGGUCAGCCUGUCAUAUACCGAGUGACCUGAGGCUGGCUCCUUACUCUCUGUAAACAUGACCUUCUACAUUUGUUGAACAAAAGUCAUCCUGACCUGCUUGAAGUGUGUAUCAGUUGUGUGAUAACUUUUUAAAUAGUUGGGGAAUUCUUGACAAGCUUUAGGCACCACUGCCUUAACGAUUAAAGGUUACGGUUAUUUUUCAUCAUAAUAAAUCGAUCGUUGCGAAGCAAUA